Molecule: messenger RNA, 3226 nt
Organism: Styela clava
Lineage: Eukaryota; Metazoa; Chordata; Ascidiacea; Stolidobranchia; Styelidae
Source: RefSeq, a predicted model, not a curated record
GUAGCGAUGGUAGAAAAAGUUGUCAAGAUGGUCUCAGAAACCACAUGUAUUGAUUUUUUACCAAAAACAAAUGAAAAAAUUUAUGUUAAGUUUGACACUACUGAUGGAUUUUCGUGAGUAUCAAUUUGAUUUUGAAGAUUUGAUCCUGUAAUGUUCACUGAAGCUUUUUAAUCCCCCGGUCAUGAAUUACUCUUGAGUUUCUCUGAAUCAUUUGUAAAUGUCUGCAAUGCGCAAGUGACAAUUUCCGAAGCGACGGUAAUAUGUAGGCCUACAUUUUUGUAUUACAGUUUUACCAGGCUUGUAUUUUUUAGGAGUAUGCUCAAUGAAAGUCAGGUGUACACAGAAAUGGAGCUACGUGCUGAAAUGUCAAGAUUAUUGGGACUAUAUGGAAUUAUAAUGCAGUAUUCAAAGUUAGGAAAUAUCGAUUGAUUCGAGGAUCAAAUUAGUUCAUGUUAAUACGAUCAGCGAAAAAACUAUGAUAGUGAAUUACACUUAUCUGAAGUUCUUAGAAAUCAAAUUCUGGCAUGGGUCAUGAUUGUCAUACUGUUGUUUGAAAAAGCAUUUUAAAUGUAUCUUCCAGAUACUUCCUCAAUUUUCGUACUCCUGGUCUUUAAUUAGAAAACAAGAAACGUACGAGAGCCCGAAGACUGUUUCGCUAGCAGGGGGAUGUGGCACCUUGAAGACUGUUCAUCAUGAGCUCAAGCAUUUGCUUGGAUUCGAGCAUGAACAUGCAAGAGCUGAUAGAGAUGCAUACAUUACAGUAAAAAGGGAAAACAUUCAAGAGGGUUCAAAACAUUCAAUCUGCAAUACUUCAUUUAAAAUAAAAACAAAUAUUAAAUCUAAACUCUUUCAAAUGAAUCUUAUUAAGGCCGUAAAAAAGUUUGGACAAACCAUUUUCAGGAUUUUUGCUCGCGUCCCUUCAUUAACAUCCCUUCACACUAUCACUUCAAACAAGACCACCGAAAUAUAAUAGGCAUGUACGAAUACUGUUCGAAACUGUUCUUUCACUUUAGCAUUCUAUCCAGAUUGUUAUUUAUCCUAUGGGUUUUACUGAAUUAGAAUGAAUUUUUGAGGCUUAAUUAAAAGCUCAAAUAAACAGUUUAAAUUUGAACUUGGAAAAAUCUCACCAUAUGUAACGAAAAAUAUGUAAAAAGUUACAACCUCGUGCAAUAUCGCAGGGAAAUUAAAUAAGGAAAAUUACAGUUUCUGGCUGCACAGCAUUGACCACUUUGGCCAGUACUACUUUAUAUUUUGUUCCAAUUUCUAGGUAUGGAAUACAACUUUGUUAAAAUAGAAAAAGGUAAUGCCAUAAAAAUUGGAGUACCUUAAGAACUUACAUCAGUAAUGCAAUACACAAGUAAUUCUUUCAUGAAACGACCGGGAAAAUGUCCUUUAGUUGAAUACGGAACGGAAAGAGAAAUCAAGUUUAAUAAAGAUUAUUCAUUUACUGGAUAUGAUGUAUUUGAAGUUAACAAACUAUAUGACUGCCUGGAUCCAGUUUUAACCGCAACAUGGACUGCGUGGGGUGAUUGGUCACCUUGUGAUGCAACUUGUGAAAGAGGAGAAAAAUAUAAAUAUAGAAGAUGUGAAAAUGCUAAAGGAAAGCAUGUCAUUGGAUGUCCUGGAGAACCAUUUAUAAUUGAACCUUGCAAAGUUGGGACAAUCUGUCCACCAACGGGUGUAUGGGGAGAGUGGGGUGAAUGUACAAGCAAAUAUGGAGGAUACUAUCGAACUAGGCGUGGAUAGUAACAAACUCUGUUGAUCUUGGGUUCGAAACUAGUGCCAACCUCCUAUUUUAUGCCACCGUGUUCUGAACUGGAAAAAUAAAAUGACAAGAAAAUGUGCUGUAUAUGGUGAAUGCGAUCCUUUGAUGGCAAAUAAUAUGGAGGACUGUCCUGUCGAAAUUGAGCCUUCUAAAACUUGGGGACCUUGGAGUACAUGUUCAGCUACAUGCAAUGGAAACAGAAUAAGACAGAAACUAUGUAAUAGUCAAGCUUGUCCAGAUGGAAUACCUUACUAUGGUCUUUGCAAUACUGAUUGUGGAGUUAUAGCUCCAUCCCAACACACAACAUGGAGUCAGUGGACGGAAUGUUCUGAAACCUGUGAUGGCAUACGCACCAGGCAAAGAUUGCGUGGAAAUACUUUUUGUGAGACUUCGUCUCCUGUGAAAGAAGAAUGCAAUAUAGGAAGAUGUGGAGAUCCAAGUUGGGUAUGGAGUAAUUGGCUUCAGUGCACUGCUACUUGUGAAGGAACUCGGACGAGGUAUAAAUUAUGCGGCCAGGCACUUUGUUAUGGCAAAGAUCCUGCAACAAGAGAAUGCAAUACUAAUCCAUGUUCGGGCAGUGAAGGUUAUUCAUAUUCAUCAACAUUGUACACAACAACAACCACAGGAUCGUAUUUAUCAACAAUGUAUACAUCAACGCCCCGGGAUCCUAUUUAUCAACAAUGUACACAACAACGACCCCUGGGCCAUACUUAUCAACAUUGUACACAACAACGACAACAACAAACACGUCUGAAAAUGCAAGAGAUUGGGGGCUUUGGUCAAGUUGUUCAGCUACUUGUGAUGGCGCGAGGGUCAGGCAAAGAGCAUGUAGGACAUGCUGUUAUAACCCUGAGACAGAAACAGAGAAUUGUAAUGUUGGAUUGUGUAGCUCAGACAGAGGGGCAGAUGGAACAGAUGAGAGUGAGAUUUAUAUUUAGUUUAUUUGUAUAAAAAUAUAGUGGAGUUUCAGGGUUUUAACUUGGUGAUCGUAAAUCCAUUAAAAAUAUGUGAAUUUCCAUCCAGCAAUAUGGUAUCUAUUAAGAAAAUAUUCAUUCCGCUCAUAAUCAGGGAGCUCAAGUCAACUGCAGUUACAAUGACGUCAGUAUGUACCGUGAUAGCUAUAAAAUUUUAUUGAGGAACUGUCAAUUUUUUUGUUAAUACCUAUUGACUAUUGUAAAUACCUAGAGACCACCGAGCUUUUUAUGCACGAAGUUACCAUGAAGCACAUCCAAAUUCAUCAUUAACAUUUAUUUUAUUGAUAUGCUUCGUAAUUAUGACUAUGACUAAAUGAUUAAAGCCUAAAUUUUCAUGAUAUCCCGGCACAAAAUGUCAUGAAAAAGGGUCGAUUAGGCUCACGCAAUGAGCAUAUAUAGAAUGAGUGGAAACUUGCAAAGAUUUGCUCAUUAUGGCAUUGUUCCCUGCAUUUUUACGUCGUCCAGCUAAAUGGUUCGUUGCAUAUUA